AAUGUGCACUUAGCCUACUGCUUAGCAUCCUGGGAUACCUCUUUGCCUGUUUCAUUGGAUCUUCCAGAAGAUCGUGGCCAACUUUAUGCACUGGCAGAUAUUGCGGCGGGAAUUCAAGCCAUGUGUCAGUGCCAGAAUCUUCAGUGAAUGGGAUUUCUGCAUCCAAAGCCCAGAAGCAGCCACACUUAAGCAGAAGACUAUUUACAAUGGCCUUAAGAUAGACCUAGCAGAGGAGAUGCGACAUUUGCAAAACCAGCAACGGACAAGGAAGGAUCUAGCUCAGCUCUAUUUGCUGCGCCUGGUGAUAAAUUGUGUGAUCUUGCUGUUGAUGGCUGCAGCUUUCUACUUCAUCCACUUGGCCACAGAGAUUUCACAGAAAUACAGUCAGAAUGAUGCUGCCAAGCUUGGUGUACUGAGUCAGUACUUGCCACCUGUGACCAUUUCCAUAGCAAACAUCUUCCUGCCCUUCCUUUUUCAUAUUCUGGUCCAGUUGGAAAACUAUUCGCCCAACACUGAAGUCAACCUCACCCUAGUGAGGUGUGUAAUCCUGAAACUGUCCAGCCUGGGAAUGUUCCUGUUCUUCUUGGGCCACAGGGUUCUAUGUGUGGGAAGCAGCAGUGCUCUCCAAUGCCAGCCAUGUGGCUACAAUAAACUAUAUCAGUGUUGGGAGACCCACAUUGGACAGGAAAUGUACAAGAUGACUAUCUUCAGCUUCUUAACUACCUUGGCAUUCACUUUUCUUAUCAGCUUGCCCCGGAGCUUGCUGGCUAAGCAUUCAACCAGUGCACUGGCUCAGUGGCUUGGCAAAGAGGAGUUCCUGGUGCCACACAAUGUUUUGGAUAUUGUUGCAGCUCAAACUGUCAUAUGGAUUGGGAUAUUCUUUUGCCCACUCCUGCCUUUACUUGGCUGUGUCUCGAUCUUCCUUACAUUCUUUGUAAAAAAGUACACCUUAUUCCAGAACUGCCAGCCUUCAACCAAGCUAUUUCGAGCCUCCCAUUCAAAAUUCCUCUUUCAUAUCAUGCUACUGUUAGGCCUGUUCCUGGCCUGUUCUCCUCUGAGCUAUGUAAUCACCAGGGUUUCUCCGUCCCAUGCCUGUGGGCUCUUUAGGAACUAUUCCUCCUCCUGGCAAGCUGUGCCUGUGGCUGUGUCCCAUUUACCCCCCUCAGCACAGCUGGUCUUGAACUUUGCUGCUUCCAAUGUCUUUUGCUUCUCACUUUUGAUGCUGCUCAGCUUAAUUCUAACAGUGUACAUUUCACAGGCACAGGCCAAUAGAAAAGUCAUUGAAAGACUCAAGAAGCAACAUGUGCUGUGCGUCCAGGAAAAAUGGUGCCUGGUGAGGAAACUGGCUCAGCUGAUAUUGAAAUCACAAUGAGUCCGGAACUGUUGACCCACCAGGGAAAGUAAAGGAAAUGGCAGAAAUUCUGCUAGGAGAAGGAACAUGUAUUUUGCUUCUAAGAAAAGCAGAACCCACAGAGUGGCCAAAGUUUACCUGAACUAAAUGAGCCAUACUGCAAAAUAAGGUCUCAGUGAUCUGAACAGAGCUUCUAUACCUAUGUCUCUUAAAUAAAUAUAGUACAGUACCUGUUUCUUCACUUUAUUGGUUUUAGGCUGCACUUCUUGAAUCAGAUAUUGAACAUUCCAGUCUUCUGAAGCCUGCUGCUGCUAUGUACAGAAAAUUAUUAUUUUGAGAAUGAGCAAUUGCUGAGAAAUGUAUUUCAGUACCAUCUUUACUCCAAGAGAGAUCUAUCAAACAACAUCUGAACCAGAUAUAAGCAAUUUACCAAAGUGGCCCCCAGUUACUGCUAAAAGAGUACAUCUUCUGAUUUCCAAAUUAAAAACAGGCAAAGCUCCUGGCUGUGAUAACAUCCCUCCUGAAUUAUUAAAAGCAAAUACAGAUUGGUGGGCUCCUGUUCUCGCAAGUUUGUUUACAUGGAUUGAUUGAACGACACACAUCCCUGAGGAUAGGGAUUUAGCUAUUAUUAUUCCAAUCUAUAAAAAAGGUGAGAGAACUGACCCGGCAAAUUACUGAUCUAUCAGCUUGCUAAGUAUUAUCAGCAAAUUAUAUGCUUUGUACUUGCAUGAAAAGCUCCAGGACUGAAUAGAGCAAGAAAACAUUCUUGCUGACGAGCAAGCUGGAUUUAGAACAGGUUGAAGUACAGAUGGCCAUGGACUUAUUCUUCAACAUCUCUCAGAAAAGUAUGCACCAACUAAUGAAGGUCUUUAUAUUGCAUUCAUAGACUUCAAGCAAGCUUUUGAUUCAAUCUCAAAGGAAAACUGGAAAAAAUUGGAAUCUCAUAACAUAAAUAAGAGAUCAGUGGUGCUUAUGAAGAAGCUUUAUGGAAAUACCUAUGUGACAGUCCGAUGUAGCCCUGCUGGACAUUUAACAAGAAAAAUACCCACCUAUGUUGGAGUAAGACAGGGCUGCAUACUAGCCCCCAUCUUAUUCAACUUCUAUACUGUAUUAUCUCUUUAGUUUAUCAUUUGGAAUUGAUAAAAUCUCACCCCCCUCAUUUAACAGAUAGGCCGGUAGCUGUGCUAUUAUAUGCCGAUGACCUGGUGCUUCUAUCACAGACAAGAAUAGGUCUGAAACACCUCUUAAGCACUCUUGCUACCUACUGUAAAGAUGAGCUGUUGACCAUAAACUACAACAAAACAAAGGUUAUGGUAUUUAAUAAGAAAAAGACCAAACAUAAAUGCAGAUCAACGGCCAUCAAAUAGAUCAGGUUACCUCAUACAAAUACUUAGGGAUAACCUUUCAGUCAACAGGAUCAUGGAAUCUGCAAAUGAAGCCAUCGCAAGUGCCCAAAGAAGUACCAAAGCACUUCUUUCCUUUUUCUAUUCAAAAAGUGGCCAAUACAUCCCCGCAGCCAUCCAUGUAUUCAUCAGUAAAAUAAUUUCUCAGAUGCUGUAUGGUUGUCAGGUGUACACGCUUAAUGAUUACAACUCAUGUGAAGUAGCACAAACCAAAUUUUUAAGAGCAAUUACAAGAAUUCCAACAUGCAUCCCAAAUGUAAUACUCAAUUUGGAGACAGGACAAAUUUCUAUGGAGGCCCAAAUACUGAUGCUUACUGUGAAUUUCUGGCUAAAGUUGACUUUUCUUCCUGUGGAACUUACGCCUUUAAUUUUGGCAGAUACUUUCCAAUCUAAAUGAAAAAACUCUUUGACUACAAAACUACAAAAUCUGGGACUCACAACUAACACCCUUCAGUCCAUGGGAUAUUCUAAAGCUAAAACAGCCAUUAUGCAGCACAUAAAGGACACAGGAUUCCAUAACCAUCUAACUCAGUCUGCAAACUAUUUUACUUAUUGGGACUGUGUAGGACUGCUUACUGUGCCAAACUACAUCACGAACCUAUCGAUCCCCAGAUAUAGAAUAGUUUUCGCACUAGCUAGAUUAAAUGUUCUACCAUCAGCAUUACUGGAGGGUAAAUAUAGUAAGACUCCUGUUCAUGAGAAAGCAUGCCCCUGUAACUCAGGAGAUAUAGAAAAUAUUGGACAUGUAUUGUUUCACUGCCCUUUUUAUGGCAAUGCUUGCAGAGAUUUGAUCACUCCUAUACCUUUGAACGUACCUGGGAGAUCUGAAGCUUUUUAUUUAAAUUACCUAUUAUUAGACUGGAACUCGCAUAUAACUUAUAAAGUGGUACAAUUUUCUGCACUAGCAAUCACUUGUAGGAAAAGAACAACUGAUCAAAGUUAAAUGCAUAACAUUGUGUCUUGUCUGGUACUGCAUUUUGGUAAAAAUCUGAUAUCGCUAAUCUACUUUAAUUAUUUCUAUCUUAAGGUUGGAAGCCCAUAAAGGUCUAUUUUUAAUUUAAUUGAAGCUAUCAUAAUGUAACGGAAAUGAAUUAUUUUCAUUUCUAGUUGGCAGAUUUUUAUCCCAAGCAAUCUUUUUAUGUGUAUUAUUUUAUUUUUCUAUGUUAUAUUUUAUACUGAUGCUGGUCUUUGACUGUAAUAAAGAAUUUCAGAGCAAGGCGUAUGGCAUACAGUAUAUGACAUAAAGUGGCAAUAAAGAUAUACAUGCUUUAAGCUGAAGCAUUGUCACUAGUCUCCCGUGGAAAUAGUUUGCUUACUCAUUUGAUCACAAAUUUCUUGGUCAUUGAAAAUAAACCAAGUGUCAAGAAAUAUCAAAGUGCAUAUGAGUGGGUUUGUGUUAUAUAUAGUACUUAUGUAUCAUAUUAAUUAUAUUA
Messenger RNA from Sceloporus undulatus (fence lizard), 4187 nucleotides. It is a transcript of the gene TMC8, whose product is annotated as transmembrane channel like 8. The record is from RefSeq and is a predicted model, not a curated record. Gene Ontology annotation, cellular component: plasma membrane. The transcript has 11 exons. Lineage: Eukaryota; Metazoa; Chordata; Lepidosauria; Squamata; Phrynosomatidae. Gene Ontology annotation, molecular function: mechanosensitive monoatomic ion channel activity. Bases 86 to 1372 code for a protein of 428 amino acids.